Daucus carota subsp. sativus is the source of this 1741-nucleotide messenger RNA. RefSeq lists its product as uncharacterized. The transcript is spliced from 9 exons. Bases 407 to 1381 code for a protein of 324 amino acids. The record is from RefSeq and is a predicted model, not a curated record. Lineage: Eukaryota; Viridiplantae; Streptophyta; Magnoliopsida; Apiales; Apiaceae.
AUACAAAUCCCCAGCCCGAUCCCCGAAUUUUCAUAAAAGCUUCCCCGAUCCCCGCCCGCUAUCGAAAAAUUGCCCGAUUCCCCGACCCGAACGAGACGGGAGCGGGGCGGGGUGGAGCGGUACGGGGUGCGUGCCUAUCCCUGCUGUAUUCUCAAACUACCUCAAUUUAAGUGUAAAUAGUUAAACCAUAGGAGCAGAGUAAGUAGCUUAGAAAUGGUCUUGGCUCUUUGAUAGUUGAUGCGGAGUUUAGAAUUGCAAUCUGGGCAGCUGUAGAGUGUAGAGUAUACCUGAUAUGAGCUUGGCUUUGACUACAAUCAUCACCAAGAUCUAACUUUUACUUCUUUUCUCAGCUCCCUGCAGUGAGGCAGAGAAAACCAAUACGACUUUGAAGCUUAAGAAAGUGGAUAUGAAGGAUGGAAAUUACUCUUUUGAGCCUUUGGUGGAGGAAUUGACAUUUCCACUCAACUCCGUUCCCUUCCAAAGCUGUCAUGCCUCAACAAUUGUUGAGAUCGAAAAAGAUCACUUUUUGCUAGCUUAUUUUGGCGGUUCGGCAGAGGGAGCACCAGAUGUGGUAAUUUGGUUGCAGACUUACAAGGAUGGUUGUUGGCACCCUCCUAUAAUGGCUGAUAAACAAGAAGACGUUCCAAUGUGGAAUCCUGUACUAUUUAAACUUCCAUCCAAUGAGGUCCUUCUGUUCUACAAAAUCGGGCAGGAGGUUCAGAAGUGGAGUGGAUGCAUGAAGCGGUCUUAUGAUGGAGGCGCAACUUGGAAAGAAAGAGAACAACUUCCUCCUGGGAUAUUGGGUCCAAUAAAAAAUAAGCCUUUAUUGCUAGAAGAUGGGCGAUUGCUUUGUGGAUCUUCUGUUGAGAGCUGGAAUUCUUGGGGCGCAUGGGUGGAGAUUACAGCCGAUGGAGGUCGAUCAUGGACAAAACAUGGGCCCAUAUAUAUUAAAAAUACGUCUCUCAGCGUGAUUCAGCCAGUUCCUUAUCAGACUGCAAAUGGACACUUGCGUGUUCUCAUGAGAUCAUUUGAGGGAAUUGAUCGAGUUUGUUUGUCAGAAUCUUGUGACGGCGGUCAAACCUGGAGUUUUGCAAAACCUACUGAAUUACCCAACCCAAAUUCAGGAAUAGAUGGGGUAAAGUUGGAAGAUGGACGUCUAGUGCUUGCUUACAACACUAUCUCCAGGGGUGUACUCAAGGUAGCAGUUUCAGCUGAUGAUGGAGACUCAUGGCAAGAUGUUAUAACUUUGGAAGAUACUUUAGGAAUGGAGUUCUCUUAUCCAGCUGUGAUCCAAGCUAGUGACGGGCUAGUUCAUAUCACCUACACUUAUAAAAGGACACAGAUUAAGCAUGUUGUUCUUCAACCAAGUUUGAUGCCUUAAUGAACUUGUACCGCAGUCAUACAUGAACGAUGUCCGUGGAGUGUGGACUAGGUCGUCAAAUUUACGCUGAUUUAAUUUGUGCAUCUUACUACAAUGUAGUAAGCUCAUUUACGAGAAAAUGAUCCAUCUGCCAAGCUGAACAAGUGUGUACCCUCAAAUUUCUGGUAAACCACCAGGUGGUUGUACUUGUAUCAGUAGAGUUUCAGUAUUGUUCUGUAUGCAGCACAAGAAUAAAUUAAUGUCAAUCAAAAAGACUGGUGUCCAAGAACUAAAGCCCACUAUAUAUGUAUUGGGCCUGUUUGUUUUUGUAAUCCAAUCAUAAGAGAUGAUAUAAUGGCAUGAUCCAUCAUUUCCCUUGAA